Messenger RNA from Dendronephthya gigantea, 1937 nucleotides. Its product is annotated as proline-rich protein 11-like. Bases 58 to 1293 code for a protein of 411 amino acids. Lineage: Eukaryota; Metazoa; Cnidaria; Anthozoa; Malacalcyonacea; Nephtheidae. The transcript has 7 exons. The record is from RefSeq and is a predicted model, not a curated record. Gene Ontology annotation, cellular component: cytoplasm.
UUAUAUACUAGAUUUUUAUUUCUUUUAAAUUUGUCUACAAAAUUCUCACGAAAUACAAUGGCUAAGCUGUCCAAACGUCAGAGGAAUAAACAGAAACAAAAACAGUUAAAAUCCAAGCGAAAUUGGUCGCUACAACGUACGUCGAAACGGAGAAAGGCGAACGUUUUAUACAACAACAAAUCUUCAUCAAGCGAUAAAAAUGGCCACGGCAGGAUAGAAUCUGAACAAGAACCAGACAAAACGGUUUCAUCUAGAAGUGCUAAAAGGCUUGCCAGUUGUUUGAUAAAAUCUUUGAGCAAUACGGCUUCGAAACCAGUUCAUUUUCUUUGUACAUGCAUGGUACUUUGUAAUCAUAAGAUUCAUGCAAGUUUAGAUGUUGUAAAUCGAGGAAAACAGAACGUUCAUAGCGCUAUUUCAUAUUCAAUGGCCAAUGGAUACUCGAAGAUUAAAACGAUGGUGGGUUAUGUUGGUGAUACAGUGUUCCCUAUGAGGCCGUACAAACGCAAGUUAGAUGAAAUAUCCAGCAGGCUGGAAGAAGUUGAACGAGAAUUAAAAAGACUAAAAAGGGAUGUGACAGAUAAUUCAAGUCACCAUCCAUCAAGCACAAUGACUUUACCCAGUGUGUCCUCAGGUGUUCCUGCACCCCCCUCAUUACCACCACCUCCUCCCCCACCCCCUCCCCCUCCAGUGUGCAAACCACCACCAGUUAUUACAUUCAAGAAAAAAAAGGCAAGCAAGCAAGACGAAAAAUCCAGCGACCCUGCAACAAAUGUUUGUAUAUCUCUUGAACAACUGACGAGCGUUAAAUUACGAAAAAUAACACGCGUAGAAAAGCAGGAAAAAGAAAACAUACCGGCCUCCCCCGUGAAGUUUGGUCUAAGGAAACGUUCCAACGGGAAAUUUGUGUCACCCAGCCGGGGGGUUGACGCGAAUAAUCAUCCAUUUAUAACGUUGAAAGAUAUUCGAAAAGUAUCUUUACGAAAAACACAAACCAAUGGAAAUAGCGCUAAAAAAAGAAGCCCAUCUCGCUCUCAAAUCGCAUUCCUACGACACAACUUACGAAAGGUUGAAAACAAGCGAAGUCCUGGUGGAACACCCGCGAAUAACAAGCCACAACAGUGUUUUGGUGAUGGGUUGACGCCCAUUAUGACCAGAGCGUUACAAAAGAAGUUUAAGUUCGCCAAUCCACCCUCUCCUUUGGACUCGUUUAAUGAAACCAAGAGUUUUAUGGAAAAGAGUUUCACCCAAACCAGUCCAUGUUCGCCACUGACACGACUGCAAGCUAUGAGGUAAAGCGUUCAAAAUGAGGUUUCCAAUAAUUCCUUGGUAUUGCAAGGUAGUCAAUUUUUAAAAUUGUAAAUUUACAAUGGCGAUUCCAAAUGACAAAUUUUUCUUUUUGGAUGGACCGAAUUUUACGUUUGCAGCCAAAUGCUCGGGCUAUAAUAUUUUAGGCGGGGGUGCAGGGAAGGGUAUAGGUUAUAGCCACGCCGGGCCAGCCAGCCGUGCAGGGCUGACCACUUUGCUGGGCUGCAUAUAACAUGAUGAUGAUAUAUGUGGCGGGUGACGGGGAAAUCUUACGCGGACUUAUCUGUCUCAUAUAUCUAUGAAACUUAGACACUUCUAAGAAGGAGUUAGGUCUCUGGCUGGCUGGAGAUGGCUUGAAAUGUACCGCGAAAUCAGGAAAACAUAAAUGCACUGAGAUAAAAUUAGACUGGAUUUCUUUGUCGCAUUCGAAGUCGGAAUGUUAAUAAGCCGCCAUUUUAGGAGUUUCAAAUUGCUGUAUAGAAUGAGUAAUCAUUGUAUUGCUCAAUAGAUAAUCCAAGCCCUUGUUUGUGUUUUAUGAAAGUAACUGUUGCACUUUUCAAAUUGAUGUUCAAUGUAACUGGUUUCAGUUCACUGAGCGUUAUACGGACGGAUUCAUCGCUAAUGAUCCAUCG